GUUAUCAAAUUCAAAGUUUCAACUCAUGGAGACCACAACAACAACUCACAUAGCCAUAGUUUUAGUCCCGAUAUACAGCCAUAUCCGCUCAAUCCUCGAGUUCUGCAAGCGAUUGGCUCAUCUCCACCAAGACAUCCACAUCACCUGCAUCAACCCCACAUUUGAGUCUCCUUGCAGCUAUGUAGUCAAAGCCCUUUUUGAAAACCUCCCAUCAAACAUAGAAUGUAUGUUCCUUCCACCUGUGAAUUUGGAUGACAUGGCUCAAACCUCUGACCCUGCAAUCUUAAUUCAAGCCACAAUCAUUCGCUCUCUGCCUUCAAUUUACAAUGUCUUGAACACACUACAUUGUUCUUCUAACUCAAGAGGGCUUGCUUCCAUUGUUGUUGAUGGUUUAAUCACCCAAGUAUUGCCAAUGGCAAAUGAGCUUAAUGUUUUAUCAUAUGCUUAUUUCCCUUCCACAGCCAUGUUGCUAUCACUCUGCUUGUACCCUUCCACGUUCGACAAGACAUUUCCUUGUGAGACUAUAGAGAUACCCGGUUGCAUACCGAUUCAUAUCACCGAUCUCCCUAACCAGAUUCAAAACCGAUACAACGAAGAUUACAAGGUGUUUCUUGAAAGUAACAAAAGAUUCUAUUUAGCCGAUGGUGUGAUUAUCAAUAGUUUCUUUGAUCUUGAACCAGAGACCUUCAGAGCCUUGCAAGAAAAUCAGGGGACAAGUCCCCCAUCAGUUCCUCAUGUUUACCCAGUUGGACCCUUUAUAGUACAAAAAGAGUCUUAUGAUGAGAGUCAUGGAAAUGAAGAUGAAACUGAUGAAUACAUUAGAUGGUUGGAGAAGCAGGAACCAAAUUCUGUGUUGUAUAUUUCCUUUGGAAGUGCUGGAACACUCACUCAUGAUCAAAUCAAUGAGCUUGCAUUGGGAUUGGAAUUGAGUGGUGAGAAAUUCUUGUGGGUGAUAAGACCACCUCAUAAACUUGAAUUCAUUGGUGACUUUGGUGUUGGAGAUGAGGACCCUUUGAAGUGUUUACCAGAUGGGUUCUUGGAGAGAACAAAGGGGCAAGGCUUUCUUGUUCCUUAUUGGGCAAACCAGAUUGAAAUCCUUAGUACCGGCGUGAUCGGAGGGUUCUUGUGCCAUUGUGGUUGGAAUUCCACGCUUGAAAGUAUUGUCCAUGGCAUUCCAAUCAUAGCAUGGCCACUUUUCGCUGAGCAGAAGAUGAAUGCAGCUAUGUUAAGUGAUGGUUUGAAAGUUGCUCUUAGGCCUAAACGAAAUGAGAAGGGGAUUGUGGGAAGGGAAGUGGUAGCUGAGGUCAUAAAGAAUAUACUGGUAGGUGAAGAGGGUAAGGGGAUUCACCAAAGAAUGAAGAGGUUGCAAGAUGUUGCUAUUGAUGCACUGAAGGAAGAUGGAUCUUCAACAAGGACAAUGACACAAUUAGCACUCAAAUGGAAAAGGUUGGCGGUUGAAGGGGAAGGGAACUAA
Molecule: messenger RNA, 1474 nt
Organism: Lotus japonicus
Lineage: Eukaryota; Viridiplantae; Streptophyta; Magnoliopsida; Fabales; Fabaceae
Product: hydroquinone glucosyltransferase-like
Exons: 1
Coding region: 26-1474 (482 amino acids)
Molecular function (GO): UDP-glycosyltransferase activity
Source: RefSeq, a predicted model, not a curated record